AUGGUCAAGUUCAUCGACCAUCUCACAGGUUUGUGCCCGCAUUCGUCGUAGUGUCCAAUCCUGAUUCCAGGAGACGUGCUCGUGGAGGCCGAAAACGGAGAAUUCGAGUUUGUCGAAGAGCUCUUUUUCAAAUUCCGCGGCAACUACAUCGAGGUGAUCAAGCGCGACUCUCCGUUGCCGCAGAAAGUGGUCGAUCUGAUCCACAACGGCCGCAUGAAAGUGUUCGAUAUGUGGCGCGUCGAGAAGGACAUUUUCGACGUUGGCGAGAAGCUCGGAGAGCUCGUCGAGAAGAAGAUGGACAAGGAAAACGCCGACUUCACCUACAUGGUCGACUACAUUUUCAAUCUGAGGGCCUGGUAUCGCGCGCAUCGCCAGUCCACCGACAUGAAAGUUUAUAUUGGUGAGUUUGGAAUGUAUCUCAGCUGCGGGUGGUGGCAUCAAAAAAUUGUCAACUGACAAAAUGUACAGAUUGUCUUCAUGAUCAUUUUAUCAAUUGACAGUUUCUUUAUAUCUCUACAAGCAACUGAGAUACGCCAUCUUGAAUGGAUAGUACUGGAAGACUGUAGAAAACUCCUUUGAAACUCGAGUUCCGAGGCGUUUUGGCUGAAGAUUUUCGAAUUUUAGACCCCGUAGGUAUUACGAAUCAUCCCGAGGAUCUUCAGUAACAAUUUCAGCCAGAAAUGCUGCUAGUUUCUAGUCUUUUUGGUGUGAAAAAAUCUAAUUCCAAACGUUUUCGGAUGCUAACCCAUGCCCGUCCAAUUUCCCGAUUUUCAGGACCUUCCUCCACCUACAUGGCUAACGCCUACGUGCGCAAUUUCACUCCGAUAUUCGUGCGAGAAGAGGACGGCGUUCCGUUCGUUUACAUCUUCAAAGAGACCGUUUUCACGGAGGGACUCAUCGAGGAGCAACUGAAAGGAUUGACACUGAAGCAGGAGGAGACCGAGGAGCAAGAGGGACCAGCGCCGCCGGUGGAGAAUACAGUGGAAAGCGAUUCGGAGGAGGAGAAGGAGGAGGAAAAGAAAGAAGAAGAGAAGGAAGAGGAGGCUGUGCCGGUGGCUACUCCGGCUGCGACACAGUGA
Messenger RNA from Caenorhabditis sp. 36 PRJEB53466, 1079 nucleotides. The record is from the annotation of a GenBank genome assembly. NCBI's taxonomy places the organism in Eukaryota, Metazoa, Nematoda, Chromadorea, Rhabditida, Rhabditidae.